Molecule: messenger RNA, 2312 nt
Organism: Nannospalax galili (Upper Galilee mountains blind mole rat)
Lineage: Eukaryota; Metazoa; Chordata; Mammalia; Rodentia; Spalacidae
Gene: Mindy3
Product: MINDY lysine 48 deubiquitinase 3
Exons: 15
Coding region: 174-1508 (444 amino acids)
Biological process (GO): protein K48-linked deubiquitination
Molecular function (GO): K48-linked deubiquitinase activity; cysteine-type deubiquitinase activity
Source: RefSeq, a predicted model, not a curated record
CAGGAAACUCCUGGCGGAAGCUGCGCCGGCUUGACAGCAAGGUCUGUGUCCGGCUGCCCCUGCCUGCUCCUCCGCCCGCUUCGCCUCCCCGCGCCUUACCGGCGAGGUCGCCUCUUCCUUAUGUUCCGGGCCCGGAGUCCGGGCAGCAGAGACCCGCCCGCCGGCUCCUCGCCAUGUCCGAAGUGACCAGAGAGCUACUGGAGCUGGUAUGGGGCAGCAAGAGCAGCCCCGGGCUCUCGGACACCAUCUUCUGCCGCUGGACGCAAGGGUUUGUGUUUAGUGAAUCAGAGGGAUCUGCAUUAGAACAGUUUGAAGGUGGCCCCUGUGCUGUUAUUGCACCUGUUCAGGCAUUUCUUUUGAAGAAGCUUCUGUUUUCCUCUGAGAAGUCGUCAUGGCGGGAUUGCUCAGAGGAAGAGCAGAAGGAACUCCUUUGUCACACCCUAUAUGAUAUCUUAGAAAGUGCUUGUGAUAGCUCUGGAUCCUACUGCUUGGUUUCAUGGCUACAAGGAAGGACCACUGAGGAGACAGCUGGGAGUCCCGGGAGCCCUGCAGAGUCUAGUUGCCAAGUGGGACAUUCUUCUGCCUUGGCUGUCGAAGAGCUUGGCUUUGAGCGAUUUCAUGCAUUAAUUCAAAAAAGAUCAUUCAGAACUGUAUCAGAAUUAAAAGAUGCUGUCUUGGACCAGUAUUCAAUGUGGGGAAACAAAUUUGGAGUAUUGCUUUUUCUCUAUUCUGUGUUACUGACUAAGGGCAUUGAAAACAUAAAAAAUGAAAUUGAAGAUGCAAGUGAACCUUUGAUAGAUCCUGUGUAUGGGCAUGGCAGCCAAAGCUUAAUUAACCUCCUAUUGACUGGGCAUGCUGUGUCUAAUGUAUGGGAUGGUGAUAGAGAAUGCUCAGGAAUGAAACUUCUUGGUAUCCGUGAACAAGCAGCAGUAGGAUUCUUAACAUUAAUGGAAGCUUUACGAUACUGUAAGGUUGGUUCUUACUUGAAAUCGCCAAAAUUCCCAAUUUGGAUUGUUGGCAGUGAAACUCACCUCACCGUAUUUUUUGCUAAGGAUAUGGCUUUAGUUGCCCCAGAGGCUCCUUCUGAACAAGCCAGAAGGGUUUUCCAAACCUAUGAUCCAGAAGAUAAUGGAUUCAUUGCUGACUCCCUUCUAGAAGAUGUAAUGAAAGCCUUGGACCUGGUUUCAGACCCUGAGUAUAUAAAUCUCAUGAAGAAUAAGUUAGAUCCAGAAGGAUUAGGAAUCAUAUUAUUGGGUCCAUUUCUUCAAGAAUUUUUUCCUGAUCAGGGCUCCAGUGGUCCAGAAUCUUUUACUGUCUACCACUACAAUGGAUUGAAGCAAUCAAAUUAUAAUGAAAAGGUAAUGUAUGUGGAAGGGACUGCAGUGGUUAUGGGUUUUGAAGACCCCAUGCUACAGACAGAUGACACUCCUAUUAAACGCUGUCUCCAAACCAAAUGGCCGUACAUCGAGUUGCUGUGGACCACAGAUCGAUCUCCUUCACUCAAUUGAGUUGCCUAAGUAUUUAUAAGGAAAAUUGUAAUAGGUGUUGAAAAGAGACUCCUGACUGGCUAAAUUAAGCUAAACACUGGUAUCAUUGACUAACUGUAAAUAAUAAUUAAAAACAUAUUUUCAGUGUUUAAAAUAUGUUUAAAUUAUUUGUUCUAAAGCUUUAUGUUAAAAGUUAUCCUAUUUUAACCCUGUGAAAUUCACUAGCAAAAUUAAGUUUUAAUCAAAGUUCAUCACUUUUGCAGUCAGAUAAUUGGUUGUUAAUGUAUCAAAUUAUAAACAUGAUAGCAUUUUUAUAAUGAAAAUCAGUCUCUACAAACUAUUUAGAGUUUUAUUUCAUUCAGGACCAUUUUACUGAGGUUUUAUUAACAGCCUCCAUACAAAUACAGGAAUUUUUGUUUUUUGUUUUUCAUUUCUAAGACUAUUUUGCUCUAAGACAUUUUUGUUUUUCAUUUCUUUCAUUUGAAAGACUGAUAAAUAACAAAUUAUCAUCCCAGGUCCUUUGGCAACUGACUUAACUCUGGCAUGUUUCCAAAAAGUAGUAAGUAUAUGGGAACUUCCCAUUUGUUCACAGGUGUGUAGGGUUGUAUUUUUUAAAAUGAUAGAAAAGAGAAGCUGUUUGAUAGUCUUAACACUGUAACUUUCACUGUAUUGCCACAUACACUUCCCCACAUUGGUCCCUGCCAGCCAGCCUUCUAGUUAACGUGUGCUAAAUGCAUGAGAACAUCUGUUGUCGCACUAGUAUAUUGAAUUAUUUAUUCUGACCCCAGUUGAUACCAUAAAUAAAGACCUUUUUCUUUAACUCUG